This is a messenger RNA of Cuscuta europaea, 976 nucleotides long. The record is from the annotation of a GenBank genome assembly. Lineage: Eukaryota; Viridiplantae; Streptophyta; Magnoliopsida; Solanales; Convolvulaceae.
UCCAUCUCCGCUCACCAAGAGAGGAAGAAAACCUCUGCAAACUAUUUCCUCCAUAUCCAAAAACAUAGCUCGAGCAAUAGAGGUCCAAGGAGGAAGAUUAAAGAAGGAAAAAGUUACGAAUCAUGUGAAGGAUUAAGGAGCUUAAGUAAAGUGUUUCUAGAGUUCGCCGGAGUUCAACCGAGGAGCGUAGAACACGCUAAAGCUCAUUUAAGUGAUUAUAAUUAUCUGUACAAAAAUUAAAGCAAAAACAGGUAAAUAUUCCUGAAUGAGCGGAAACAUGCAAUGCACCUUGGAACAGCAAAAAUAUGGUCAAAAGCAAAAAGGGGUCGAAAACCAGCACUUCUGGAUAAAUUUCGGGCAUCAAAAGAGAAAAAAGAAGCUAAAAACACAUUUGGGCGCAGGAACCGGCGCCGGUCAUCCUACAUCUGGCGUUGGUCGUUUGUUUUUUUCCCCAAAAGCGCCUGUUUCCAACCGGCGCGGAGCGACCGGUGCAUUUUUGCACACGACCGGCGCCGGACACCUUAUAACCGGCGCCGAUUGUCCCGAUUUCUGCUACAAACAUAGCUACGUGCAAAAGAUUUCUUGAUGGGAAACUUCAUCUUCUCCAUAUUUGAUCAGAUAUCUCCUCCACACCUGCUUGUUGGGCUUGAAUAGACUAAAAGAUGUCAUUCUGUAGCCUAUAUAAAGCCCUCAAUUCAUCAUACAAAUACAUUCCAUUCCAUAGAUUAAUUCUUAGCUUUUAUAUUUUUGUUCUUGGUAUUUUCUUCAAGUUCUUGAGGAGGGAAGUUCAUCCUCCGAAAUCAUUGGUGUUUAGGUAUUAUUUCCUUUGUAAUUUCAUGUUCCAUUACAUUUAUUAUUGUAUUGUGAUUAAUAUGAGCAUUAGAGGCUAAAUUCUUAGUUAAGGCUAGGGAUGAACUUCUAUGCUCACUAGGUGUUUGAUAAAAGUUCUAAACCAAUAAAUUGUGAUUUAUCCUUU